Molecule: messenger RNA, 743 nt
Organism: Rubroshorea leprosula
Lineage: Eukaryota; Viridiplantae; Streptophyta; Magnoliopsida; Malvales; Dipterocarpaceae
Source: the annotation of a GenBank genome assembly
AAGUUAUUGCAAACCUUGGACUUUGUAUCUCAGUAUAUGACAUUCAAUCAAUUAAAGGUGGCUUUAUCUUUUUCGGAGAUGGUGCUUCAACAUACACAGUUGAGUUCAGACUUAUAAUGUUUUGUCCAUUUGUGGGUGAAAUUAUUCUUGCAAAACUGAAAGAAUCAGAUGCUAAUGGUUUGCGCUUGUCCCUUGGAUUUUUUUUAUGAUAUUUACGUACCUGCCAAUCUCUUGCCAAGUCUAAAGUGCUUUGAGCUUUAUACUAAUAGCAGGACCCAAGGCAGAUGGACAUGGGAGUAAAAAGAAGAAAUUCAACUUGUUAUUGAUGGGGAAGACCAGAUUAAAUUUCGAGUACACAGUGUUAUUUAUCCUUCAAUUCCAGUUGAGCAACCAGAAAAUUCAAAUGCCUUUGCCAGUUUGCCCCUAUGGUGAUUACCGGCGCUAUGAUUGUGAUGGUCUUGGUCCAGUUUCAUGGUGGGAGGGAGCGGAAGUUUUGGAGGAAGAAAGUUGAGUUCCUUCCAUGGCAAAGAUGAGAAAGGUAAAUGAACGAAUGUGGCUGUAUAGGAAGGAUCUCUAAUUUAAUACAUGUUUUGGCUACACUAUUUUUCUUCUAAACAGUUGGAAGGAUGAAUAGGUUUACACUUCUACUUUUUUUUUUGAGGGAGCCCCUACAAAAUACUUUUAAUAGUAUAACAAAAAACUAUUGUACAAUCUUAACUACACAAUAGAGGCAGGUACAUGAG